Triticum aestivum (bread wheat) is the source of this 1292-nucleotide messenger RNA. RefSeq lists its product as uncharacterized. NCBI's taxonomy places the organism in Eukaryota, Viridiplantae, Streptophyta, Magnoliopsida, Poales, Poaceae. The coding region runs from base 83 to 886 and encodes 267 amino acids. The transcript is spliced from 2 exons. The record is from RefSeq and is a predicted model, not a curated record.
CCGCAUUCUCUGCCGCUCGCCUCUUCGGAAAACCCCAACCUUUCUCUCCUCUCCUCUCCUCUCCUCGAACUCACCUCCGGCCAUGGCCAUGGCGAGACAGAUGAGCAAGAAGGACCUGGAAGUGGUCCUCACGCAGGCCAUGAUGGCCGCCAAGAACGUGCGGGCGCAGCGCGACCGCCUCCUGGAGCUCCACCGCCGCCUGCAGCGCCACAAGGCGGCCGCCCCCGCCCCCGCCGACGCCGACGCCGACGCCAGGCUCGGGGAGCUCGGCUCGGACGUCAUCAAGGUCUACUACCUCGGCCUGGAAGCCGGCGCCAAGAUGCUCGGGAGCUGCGUCGAGAUCGCCGUGGAGAGCAACGCCAUAGCCGCCAUCAACAUUGCCUUCGCGCUCAUGCCCGACGAGCAGCUCUACGAUGCGCUGCUCGCGCAGCGGCUCCCGCCCCGCCCCACCACCCAGGCCCACGCCUUCGCCCGCCUCGAGGCCGCCCUCCUGGCCGUCAAGAUGCUCGAGGAGCACCACCUCCCGCGCUGCGUCGAGUGCCUCGUCGGCGGCCAGGCCCCCGUCCCCGGCAAGCCCGCGCCUGAUGCCGCCUCCGCCGACGCUGAGGGCCUCGCCAACGCCGACCGCCCGGACGCCGCCGCCAAGAAGAGCAGCAAGCCCCGUCGCGCAGCCAGCGGCGACGUGCACAAGGCGCUCGACUACCUGCGCCGCGCAAACAAGAUCACCAACCUCGCCGUGAAGCACAUCGACCACGCUGUCACCGUCCUCUCCCGCUUCGCCGACCCCGAGGAGGUCGCCCGCCUCACCGAGUUGGCCGACAAGCACGCCUACCUCGGAGUUGAGAUUAGCCAGCCCACUACUUCAGCUGACCCAUCAACAGAUUAGCCAGCUUACAACUUCACCUGAUCGAUCGAAGGGGGGUGGGAUCCCAUGAAUUGCUGAUGGAAUUAAGCCAUACUCCUCCUAGCAUAUAUACCAGUGGUUGACUUCAUCUAUGAUCUCUAGAUAGUUCAUCAUGCAUUGCAGACUACUUAUGGCUUCAGUUGAGUUGGGUCCUUCAGACUAACCUGCUCAUAUACUACUAUGAUCCGGAUGCAAUCUAUCUUAGCGUCAUCAAUUAGGGAUAAUCAAUGUAGUAUAGUAGUAGUGUGAUGUUGACUGCAUCUUAUCUGUGGGGCGAUCGAAUCGAAUUGCAGGAGCUACCGAACUAGUUCAAUGCCGAAGCUGCAUCUUUGUUCGUGGACGAUCGAAUCGAAUUGCACGAUAAAAUUGCAUCUGUUGUGUGUUUUAA